GUUACCUCCUCUCUUUUCUAUUUCUCUUCUAAGCCCAUGGCUGAAAGGUUGUUAGUAAGAGCAUUGAGGGGUGGUAAAAGUACUAAGAUCGUUACCUUGAAUGGGAAGAAGAUAACAAAGAUGCCGUCAACAUUAGAAAAACUGCCUGGCCUGAAGACUCUAGACCUUCAGAAUAACCUAAUUCCCAAAGUGUGCCCAGAGAUAAGCACCUUAACCCAGUUGACAGCACUAAAUCUGGGAAACAACCUUUUAGAAGAAGUUCCAGAAGAGAUGAAAUACCUUACAUCCCUGAAAAAGCUCCAUUUAUUUGGAAAUAGAAUUCAUAGAUUUGCAUCUGGAGCAUGUGAUGGCUUAAAAAAUUUGAUCCUGCUUAAUCUGAACAACAAUCUACUCACAUGGAUUCCUGAAGAAGUCAGCAGAUUAAAAAGCCUUACAUGUUUGAGUAUAAAUCAUAACCAGCUAGCCAGCAUUCCUAGACAACUUUGUUUCCUUGAGAAUCUUUCUGAACUUCAACUUAAUUACAACCAGCUCAUUUGCAUACCUGAAGAGAUUAAGUUCUUGAAGAUGCUCCAGAAGCUUCUUCUGGUCAGGAACAACAUUGAUGUUUUGCCAGAGGGAUUUUGUGAUCUUAGAAACCUAAGAAUCCUAGACAUAGCUGGAAAUAUUAUACAGAUAUUUCCACCAGGAUUUCAGGAUCUGAAGCUGAGGGAAUUCUACUGUGAGGGAAACCCACUGUUCCUGAAGCAGCCUGUUAGUGCUGUAAAACAAGAGGAGGUCUGGAAUCUACAGGAAAUAACAUCAAGAUUUAUAAUGAAUCAGCUAGCAGAAAAGAAUCCUUUCCUAAUGCAAGCCAUAGCAUGGUAUCCACAAGUCAGGAACACAAUCUCUCGAGGAAGAAAAUGUACAAUAUGUGGAAAGUCCUUUUUAACUACAUGGUUGGAAUGUGUUGAAUUUGUCCCACCAUCAAAGAACUGGAAGAUAAGCAGAAAUCUACAGCUGGUACCUCUUCGAAUAUUAAUUUGUUCUUACAAAUGUUUUAGUCAACGUGGCCCUAACCUGUUUGGAAUUGCUCAAGUGUAGAGCAAGUGAGAAGCUCAUUUAGAGCCUCAUAUGACUUUCACUGUCAACUCUACACACACAGAUUAUGCCCUAAUUAAGAUACCAUGCUGUGUCUCUUCUCUUUGUUAACACAUUACGCAAAAGAAGAAAAAUAAUUUACUUGUAAAGAUCCCAAUUUAACCAUCACAAUCUAUCUUUAGAUUCUUUAGACUCUAGAUGAGCUGUUUCUUCGACUUAGAAACAAAA
Messenger RNA from Pteropus alecto (black flying fox), 1305 nucleotides. It is a transcript of the gene LRRC69, whose product is annotated as leucine rich repeat containing 69. The record is from RefSeq and is a predicted model, not a curated record. The transcript has 8 exons. Gene Ontology annotation, molecular function: protein binding. Lineage: Eukaryota; Metazoa; Chordata; Mammalia; Chiroptera; Pteropodidae. The coding region runs from base 37 to 1080 and encodes 347 amino acids.